AUGGGCGAAUCCCUUGUCGCAUUCGAAGCGCCGGGAGCUUUGACAGAGAGACGGCGCCCGCUGCUGUCAAGUGCCUUCGUGGGUCUGGCUGGUCUCUCCGUUCCUCAAAUGCACUCGUUCGACCUCGAGAUGGGGUGUGUACUUUCCUCGUCCUUCCUGCAACCUUCUGCGCGACUGAAAGGAGAAUCGCAUGUCUUUAUAUCCAACAUUCGAUUGCCUUUCAUCAUAAUCGUACGAUUCUGUGAAGUGCUCUCGUCGCUGCUGCUUGGCGCAUCUCCAUCCAAAGACGCAUCUCUGCCUUUCUUCCCUCAGGAGCGGUCCGAGACUCACUCGCCUACCAAUGCGUUGGAGGCUUUGCAACGACCUGCGUUUCAAGAAGUCGAGCUGCCCCCAUUGAUCACGGCCAAGCUUUUUGACACUCCACAAAACCCUACCGGAAUUGCCAGGAACAUUGCUCGCCUGCAGUACAAAGUACAUUUAAUCCCAGGAGUUAUCUGA
Messenger RNA from Glarea lozoyensis ATCC 20868, 498 nucleotides. RefSeq lists its product as uncharacterized. Lineage: Eukaryota; Fungi; Ascomycota; Leotiomycetes; Helotiales; Helotiaceae. Bases 1 to 498 code for a protein of 165 amino acids. The record is from RefSeq and is a predicted model, not a curated record. The transcript has a single exon.